Molecule: messenger RNA, 3867 nt
Organism: Lodderomyces parapsilosis
Lineage: Eukaryota; Fungi; Ascomycota; Pichiomycetes; Serinales; Debaryomycetaceae
Gene: ZCF13
Product: Zcf13p
Exons: 1
Coding region: 1-3867 (1288 amino acids)
Biological process (GO): DNA-templated transcription; regulation of transcription by RNA polymerase II
Cellular component (GO): nucleus
Molecular function (GO): RNA polymerase II cis-regulatory region sequence-specific DNA binding; DNA-binding transcription activator activity, RNA polymerase II-specific; zinc ion binding
Source: RefSeq, a predicted model, not a curated record
AUGGAGCACACACCUACAACCUUGGGGACCGUGCAACACAAUCCUGCUAGUGGAUCCAAUAACAACCUGCCAGCAAACCCCACGUCAACUCAAUCACAUAAUACAUCUCCAUCCACGGACACAACACCGAAUAAUAACGAUAAUGUACCAGCGCAAUCCAAUGGCAAUGAGGAAGGCAGCGACGCUGACAACAAGGAAUCUACAUCACAACAUACACUAAAACGAAGAAAUAGGAUACCAGCAUCCUGUUCCAUGUGCAGGAAAAGAAAGUCCAAGUGUGAUAGAGUACGGCCUGUGUGUGGCACAUGUAUUAGAAAAGGUAUAGCCCAUCUUUGCCAAUACGAAGUCAACUCCAGUCAUAGAUACAUCUAUCAAAAUUCUCAUCCAUAUCAAGGGCAAGGAUACAUGCAAGGCCAAUCAGACUCCUAUAAUAACCUUAAUGGACCACAGCCGUUUCCAGUGCAAGUACAACCACAGCUCCCAGGACCACUACCACCUCAUUUUGCUCAUCAUACGCCACAACAUUAUGUACCGCCUUCACCAAACUCAUCUGACCCGGCAAAUUAUGUGCCACACAAUAACCCACAACAGUUUCCUGGAGGAGGUCCCCCACCUCCGCCACCACCACCACCUCACUUGUAUCACAGCCCACCAUUCAAUGGUCCACCAUUAUCUCAACCUUCGCCCGAUUACAUGUCUCCAUCAGCUGCAAACAGGUACUCGCCGUCAAAUGGUCCACCUGGGCUGUCAUUGUCUUAUGGGGCAUUUCAGCAUCCACCCUCUAAUAAUGGUGCAGAAAAAGUCCUGCCCCGACAGUUGCCUAUACCAGCACCAUCGUCACAUCACAGAACUUCGCAAGACAAUGGCAAACCAUAUUUGCCUAGUCCAACAGCAAUCUCAAACUCCAUGUUUAGGGGUGGUCCUCAUCACUUGCAAUCAGGAUCAAUUAGCUCCAUCCCGUUACCACCACCGCCUUCAGCGCCUAUACCAGGUAGUGCAGCUGCUUCUUCAUUAGGAUCCGAAGGUCAGCCACAAUUACCUCCGCCAUCAGCGAGCCUGGUAACGCCAAAAAACGCAUCUACGUCGCCAUUGGCCAACUUUCCUACUUCCCAGCACCCAUCGCCUAAUGAACAGAAUGGUGUUAACCAAACCGUGACCCCAUCUGCAAGAAUACGAUCGAUGCCUUCGGAGAAUGUGCCUUCGCCUUUGACAAGUAUGCAUAAGCCAAGCGCAACAGCUACAACCCCUGGAUCGUACACUAGUGAACAAAAACCCAUCUCGAUGCAAAAUUCCCCUGGAGCCAAGGACUCUUUCUCAUCGAAUAACUUGGUAUCGAUCCCACUUGGACCCAAUUCAUCAUUGCAAGUUAGUACGGAGGAUAGAAUGAAUGUCUUUUCCAACUCAAGCUAUUCGAUUGCUUUGGAGAACCAUAUAGUCCAAGAACAUGGGGUGCUUUCGUACCUAGGUUUGACUAAAAGCGAUCCAUUCAUUACGAUAUUGAGGAAUUUUACGGUUCAUUUGUUUAGAGCAGGGGAAAUGACCAAAUUUAUUCGAACAGAUGCCAACAAAAAACGCAGAAACUCAACGGGUUCGGCAUCGAAAUUAUCAUCCAAGCAUAGUGAUGGUCUCCCAUCGUUUCAAAAGAAGCCAAAGCUAAGUAUGACACCCGCCGAACAAGAUAACGCUGCAGAAGCAGCACCAAUGGUUCCAACGGACUCAAGUCAGUCGAAUAAUGACGUUGACAUAAACAACCUUUCAAAAGCUGCAAUCAAGCAUGCACGCGAACAAUCUUUAAAUGCAUUGAAUGUUGCCUCACCUCUCGAUAAAUAUUCUCCAAAUGUUCCAGAGAAUAAACGAGACGAGCGUAAGAUUCCCAAAAUAACACCAUCGGUUGAAUCAUUCUUCACUGGUCUGAAUAAAAAAGAGUACUAUGCAUUGGUGGAAAAAGUUAUUCUUGCAACGUUACCUGAUCAGGUUAAUCUGUUUAAAUUGUUUUGUCGAUUUUUCAAGUAUGUUCACCCAUUUAUUCCUAUCAUUGAUGAAACGUCAUUUAUCGUGGAGGUCAAGAAUUUGUUAAUCACUUUCCCAUCGUUUGGGCAUGAGCGAUGGACCUCAGUCAAGAUUCGCAACGAUCAAGACUUGCGUACUUUGGGAUUGUUUUUGCUCAUUUUGUCCUUGGGAUUCAAGAGUUUGAUUCAAAAUGACAAUGUGUACAAUGAAUAUACCGAUGAAGAGGUAUCCAUGAUUCAAGACAUGACGCAAAUCUCUUCGGAUGAGUUCAAAAGAGUCAUAAAUCUAUGCAUUAGUGAUAGCUUGCUCGGUGCCAAGUCAUCGUUCAAAUUAGUUCAAUUAUUGACUCUUUUGUAUUUCUAUAAAGAGGUAUCGGCUGAUGAUGGUCAUGGUAUAUGUGGUUCAGACUCACAGAUCUUACUAGGUGUUACUAUCCGGCAUGCGCUUGCCAUUGGAUUAAAUCGUGAUCCAACGUCUUAUACCGCAUAUGAAGCAAUUUGCAAGAAUCCUUCGCUUAUCAAAACUUGGAGGCAUUUAUGGAACUAUUUAACGCAAGCUGAUGCAAUGAGCAGUCUCCACAAUGGUACCAAUUUGAAUUUGAGGAAUUUGAAAAUGAGCGACGUACAAGCACCUUAUGAACUGAAGGAUAAAACAGGCGAAUUAAAUGAAACGAUUAAACGAUACAAUUCGAUCUGUGACUGCUAUCGUCAAUUGUGUAAUAAAAUCAACAAUGUUUGGGAAAAGCCAAAAGUUAUGGAUAUUUUGGCUGAUACCAAUCAUUUGGAAAAGAUAUUUUUUGAUUUUUUUGGAAAGGACUUCUUUCUGACUAUUAUAUGCAAACCAGCAAAAGUAAAUCCUGAUGCGAGUUCAUGGGAUGCAAGCACGUUGGAACAUGAAGAACAGAUCAUCAAGGUGAUGAAAUACUGCAUGUUCAUUCAAUUGAGGACGAACUUGUCAGGUAUGUAUUAUAUGAUUGCCAUUCAUUAUGAAAAUGAGUAUAACGAGUCCAAGACUCCAUCCAUGAAUGCUGGUAUUGAGUUAUUCAAAAUAUACAUCAAGAGCGUGGUGCAAAUCGUAUACAUUAUGACUCAUGUAUUGGAUAACUCGGUUGAAUUAUUUGGCAAAAAUUUCGACUACAUUCUUACAGCGGCUAAUGAACGGUACAUGAUUCGAACUCAUUCCUUCUUGACUUCAUUCUUUAUCCGUUUGCUCCAUCAAAAGAAGGAUCUAUCAUUCAAGGUGUUUAAAGAACCAAGUUAUAUUCCUCGACUUGAAGUUAUUGAUACUUUAUUCACAAUGGUUUUAAUCGAGGCUGAAUUAUUUGUGGGAAAUUUCCGUAAAAUGUCUCGAACUUAUAUCAACAGUUAUCGAUUAUACAUCAUGACAUAUAUCAUCAUGCGUCAAUGUGUUGAAAAUCCCGAUGUGUUUUUCGAAAAGGCGAUUCAUGACCAACUGUUUUUCCAUCAGGGAACAAAUAUGAUUGAAUUUUUCACGCUUGCUGAAUUGCAUCACUUAUGUCGAUUAUGUGGUGAAUUCCGCAAUGCUACUGAAGAGAAAAAGAGAUUGAAGCGGGAGAAACUAAAAGCAAAGGGAAUCAUUGUUGAAAAUGACGCAGAUGUUGAUAAUUUCAACUUUGACAGUUUACAAUCAUCCGGUGCUCUUGAUGAUUUCGCCAUUUUCAAUGAUGGCAAUGGCACUACAUUUAUGUCAUUUUUCGAUGACGAUCAAGUAUUUGAUAAUUUGAAUAAUUUGCCUGAUGAUAUAUUGGAUCCUGUUGCUCGUAAUGAAGAUUUGAUUCGGUUGUAUAACAUUUAUGGUGAUUUUGAUGAGGAUUUGGUUAGAAUGGCAUCAUCUUGA